Messenger RNA from Dromaius novaehollandiae (emu), 1369 nucleotides. It is a transcript of the gene MARCHF11, whose product is annotated as membrane associated ring-CH-type finger 11. Gene Ontology annotation, biological process: protein ubiquitination. The transcript is spliced from 4 exons. The record is from RefSeq and is a predicted model, not a curated record. Gene Ontology annotation, molecular function: zinc ion binding; ubiquitin-protein transferase activity. The coding region runs from base 1 to 942 and encodes 313 amino acids. NCBI's taxonomy places the organism in Eukaryota, Metazoa, Chordata, Aves, Casuariiformes, Dromaiidae.
AUGAGCUGCGCCGGAGGGAGCGGCGUCCUCCACCCCUCGGAGACCGCCGCACCCCUGGAGCCGCCCGGGGACUCCCCGGAGGAGGGCGAGCGCGGCGGCCCCAGCGCGGCGCCGCCAGCGGCCGGCUCGGAGGGCGGCCGCGCCGAGGCGGGGGCCGGGGCCGGCGACCAACCUGAGACUCGCUCGGUGUGCAGCAGCGAGAGCGGCAGCGGCAGCAACCCCGGCGGGGCCGGCCCCAUCUGCAAGAUCUGCUUCCAGGGCCCCGAGCAGGGCGAAUUGUUAAAUCCUUGCCGCUGUGAUGGGUCAGUACGGUACACACAUCAGCUUUGCCUGUUAAAGUGGAUAAGUGAAAGAGGGUCAUGGACCUGUGAACUCUGCUGUUACAGAUACCAUGUUAUAGCAAUUAAAAUGAAAAAUCCUUGCCAGUGGCAAAGCAUUACUAUAACACUGGUUGAGAAAGUGCAGAUGGUUGCUGUAAUCCUAGGAUCUCUGUUCUUAGUAGCAAGUGUGACUUGGCUUCUAUGGUCAGCCUUCAGCCCCUAUGCAGUAUGGCAAAGAAAGGACAUCCUUUUUCAAAUCUGCUAUGGAAUGUAUGGUUUUAUGGAUCUAGUAUGCAUAGGACUGAUAGUACAUGAAGGUGCAUCUGUUUAUCGAGUGUUUAAGCGCUGGAGGGCUGUCAAUCUGCACUGGGAUGUGUUAAAUUACGAUAAAGCUACAGACAUUGAGGAGAGUAAUCGAGGAGAAUCCUCAGCAGGAAGGACAUUGUGGUUACCGCUGACUGCUUUUAGAAACAGAAAUUUAGUUCAUCCAACACAGUUGACCUCACCAAGAUUUCAGUGUGGCUAUGUAUUGUUACAUCUGUUCAACCGCAUGAGACCUCAGGAAGAUUCAUCAGAGGAUAACAGCUCUGGGGAAGUAGUGAUGAGAGUGACCUCAGUGUAAAGAUUAUGUUCACUGUGCUACACAGAUAAGGAUAAUGUGCCCUGAUGUUUAAGGACAUUGGAAUGUAGUUGUAAUGAAUGGUGAAACCAUUAACACUUGAAAAAUAUAUAUACACAUUUUUAAAAAAUUUAAUGUUUUUUAUAUGAUCAGCUAAAUCACAAAUACAUUUUUCUGAAAAAAAGAUCUCUUGAUUUUUAUAUAGUCUGGUUUAUUAGAUCUUUUUGUCAAUUUGUACCUCAGGUGUGUAUGAUAUAAUUUAACUCUUAGGUCUUUGAAUGAUGAGAAAACUCAUUUUUAAGUAAAAAUAUAUUUAAAUGUAUUUUCUUAAACUCUGGCUUUAACCCACUACUGUUAUUUUCCAACUGACAGGAGGAUUAAACUCAACAAUCUUCUUUCAAAAAGAAAAAAAAAUGCUAGCACAAGUUAA